Molecule: messenger RNA, 1125 nt
Organism: Linnemannia hyalina
Lineage: Eukaryota; Fungi; Mortierellomycota; Mortierellomycetes; Mortierellales; Mortierellaceae
Source: the annotation of a GenBank genome assembly
AUGAGUGGAAGAGAUCGCUUGGCCGACUUCCAGGCCCAGUCCAACAACCAGAACCAGGGCUACGGCCAGCAGCAGCAGUACGGUGGCAACCAGUACGGCAACCAGCAGCAAUACGGCAACCAGCAACAGCAGUACGGUAACCAGUAUGGUCAGCAGCAGCAGUAUGGUAACCAGCCGAACCAGUUCGCCCAGCAGAACCAGUACCAGCAGCAGCAGCAGUACGGUGGUCAGCAGCAGCCUGCUUCCCCAUCCAGGAUCGAGAUGGUCUCUGUCAAUCACAACAAUAACAACAGCGGUGCCGCGGGCGGCAACGACAUGAACGCCUUCUUCAGCGAGGUGACCUCCAUCCAAGAGGACAUUACCAAGAUUGAACAGAACAUUAACAAGAUCGAAGAGUUGCACGAUGUUUCGCUCAACAGCGUCACCACCGAGGACCAGACCGCCAGGACUACCCGUCAAUUGGAGGCCCUCACCGCCGACACCACCCAAUUGUCCAACAGAACCAAGAAGAGAAUCAAGGAUAUUGAGUUGGCUAACCUUCGUUUGGCCAACUCGUCCGAGAUUCAGAUUCGCAAGACUCAGGCUGGAUCGUUGAAGGAAAAGUUCUUGAAGACCCUUCGUCGCUACCAGUCGGCUGAGAGCGAGGCUAGAAAGAAGUAUCAGGGACGCAUGGAGAGACAGUACAAGAUUGUCAAGCCUGAUGCCACCCCUCAGGAGAUUUCUCAGGUCAUGGAGAGCGACAACCAGCAGAUUUUCGCUCAGUCUGUCCUCAACAGCACCCGUUACGGCGAUGCCAACAGAGCCCUCCGUGAAGUCCAGUCUCGCCACGACGACAUUAAGAAGAUCGAGAAGACCAUUCUUGAGUUGCACCAGUUGUUUAUUGACAUGGAGACUUUGGUGACGGAGCAGGCCGAGGUGAUGAACACCAUUGAGGAGAACACCCAGCAGACGGAUAUCCACUUGGAGACCGGAAACAAGGAGGUCGACACGGCCAUUGUGAACGCCCGUGGCGCCAGAAAGAAGAAGUGGAUCUGCUUGAUCAUCACCCUCAUCCUUCUCAUCAUUAUCGUCAUCGUCAUCUUGUCUAAGACCGAUGUUUUUAAGGGCAACGACAAACCCAAGUAA